Messenger RNA from Acipenser ruthenus (sterlet), 3626 nucleotides. RefSeq names its product vascular cell adhesion protein 1-like. The transcript has 10 exons. Bases 134 to 2599 code for a protein of 821 amino acids. Gene Ontology annotation, biological process: cell-cell adhesion. NCBI's taxonomy places the organism in Eukaryota, Metazoa, Chordata, Actinopteri, Acipenseriformes, Acipenseridae. The record is from RefSeq and is a predicted model, not a curated record. Gene Ontology annotation, cellular component: membrane.
UGCACAGACACACUGAACCAGAACAAAUCACAGGAGAAAACUCGGAGCAGAAAAAAAAUCAGUUAUUCAAUAUAUACCUACAAUAUCAAUCCACUUGAUCAUUUAUAAUAUUAAGACACACUACUCCUGAACAAUGGGAUUCAAUUCACAAUUCAUCGGGGUCUUGCUGUUCCUCUUUUUAAAUAGAGUACUUUCAUUUAAAGCUGAAAUUGAGCCACCUCAACGUAGGAUUACUGUAGAGAAUGGAAGCGACCUGGUUCUUAUAUGCCGUGCCAAAGACUGUCUUUCCCCGACAUUCAGCUGGAUAGCGGUGGAAGAUAAACCGAUGUACAUGAAAGUCGAGAACGACGUUUUAGAGUCGCGUGCUGUCCUCACACCUGUGAGCAGAGACAACGAUAACACUUACAUCUGUAAGGUGUCGUGUGGAUCACAGAGAGCACAGAAGUCUAUUGAAAUAAAAGUGUACUCUUUCCCCAGCGACCCUGUCAUUUCCCAUGCCCCCCUUCAGGAAGGGAAAGAAGUCGCUCUCACCUGCAAAGUCCCCGAUGUGUAUCCUCAGGAGUACCUGGUGAUUCAGUGGCUGGACGGGGAACGUGUUCUCAAAGAAUCAGACAACCAGGAAAGCAGCUCUUUAUCUUUAACUUACAAGUUUGUACCCAAAAUUGAAGAAACUGGGAAAAAACUAACCUGCAAAGCCAUAAUCACAAUGGAAGGGAUACCAGAAGCCCAGAAAACCAAAACUACCACUACAACGUUUGAUGUACACUACGCCCCACAGAAGCCUUUAGUUUCUGGGAGCUCAAGCAGCACUGUAAGGGAAGGCGAGGAGAUGAGCCUAACCUGUUCUGCUCAGAGCAAUCCUCCUGCAGAGCUGGUGUGGAAGAAGCUGCUUCCUCAAGGUCAAUCUCAAGUGGUAGCUGAGGGUGGGACGCUGUUCAUUGGGAAGGCUCAGCCUUUUGACUCUGGAGAGUAUCAAUGUGAAGCCCUCAAUGCUUUAGGGAGCAGCUCGACAAACAUAGAAAUCACGGUUCAAGUUGCACCCAAGAAUACCUCCAUUUCCGUGUACCCGGCUGAAGCACUGAAAGAAGGAGGCAGCAUGACUGUUUCUUGUGCCUCCCACAGUAACCCAGCAGCGACCAUCACUCUGCGCAAGAAGAGCCCCACUGGAGACAGAGAGCUGGAGUCCAGCAAUGGCUCAUUGACAAUUAAUGAAGCUCAGCUGGAUGACUCGGGGCUGUAUGAAUGUGAAGCCACCAAUGAGGUCGGCAGUGAGAAAGCUACUGUCAACAUUUCCGUUGAAGCAAUUCCAUUUGAAGUAGAAAUGGAUCCUCCUCAACGCGAGCUAACUGUAGAGUCAGGGAGUGACCUGGUUUUGACCUGCAGAGUUGCAGACUGCCCUUCCCCACAGUUCACCUGGAAACACCCGACAGACCGUCCUCAGUACGACAAGACUGAUACCGAGGGCAAUGAGUCCCGCAUCUCCCUCUCUUCAGUGGGAACAAACCAGGAAAACAUCUACAGAUGUCAGGUCAAGUGUGGGUCUGUGAUAAAGGAGAGCUCUACGCAAAUAAAAGUGUACUCUUUCCCCAGUGAUCCUGUCAUUGAAUCCCAUGCCCCCCUUCAGGAAGGGAAAGAAGCCGCUCUCACCUGCAAAGUCGCGGGUGUGUAUCCUCCAGAAUACCUGGAGAUUCAGUGGCUGGACGGGGAACGUGUUCUCAAGAGAGAUGAAGGAAUCUACAUCAAAAACAACGAUGUGAGCAAUUUAACUUCGACUUACACCUUUGUACCGAAAAUGGAGGACAGUGGAAAAGAAGUAACCUGCAAAGCCAUUUUCAAAAUGGAAGGAAUCCCAGACCAGAAGAAAAGCAAAGCUUCUGCUGUAUCACUUAAUAUACACGUUUCACCCAAGAAUACCUCCAUUUCCGUGUACCCGGCUGAAGCACUGAAAGAAGGAGACAGCAUGACUGUUUCUUGUGCCUCCCACAGUAACCCAGCAGCGACCAUCACUCUGCGCAAGAAGAGCCCCACUGGAGACAGAGAGCUGGAGUCCAGCAAUGGCUCAUUGACAAUUAAUGAAGCUCAGCUGGGCGACUCAGGGCUGUAUGAAUGUGAAGCCACCAACGAGUUCGGCAGUGAAAAAGCAAGCGUUGAGAUUUCCGUUAAAGUUCCCCCGAGGAAUACAACAGUGUUGGUCUAUCCAUCUACAGAGGUGUUAGAAGGACAAAAUAUCACCAUUUCAUGUAAAACCGUCAGCUACCCUGCCCCGACGAUCGUCUUGAAGAAAAUCGGCAAUGGAACGACUUUCUGCUCAGACAACGGCACCUUUGAGCUUUAUUACUUGACCACGAAAGACACCGGCCUUUACGAGCUCAACGUGACCAACGACGUGGGCCACGAGGUUGAAGUCAUCGAGAUCCACGUUGGAAAAAGACUUGAGGGGAAGAAGCCUCCUCCUUACCUGGCUAUUUUAAUCCCUAUUAUAGGAGCCUCAGCCGCUGCGUUAGCUGCAGCUUCAGCUCUCUUUGUUAUACGCCUCUUACGUCAAGCACAGAGUCGAGGAUCCUACGCAUUAACACAAUUGAAUCCAGCUGCUGUCUAGAGACCACAUGAUUCUGAGCUAUGGGGAGAUGAAAAUGAACCACCAGGGCAUCUUAUAACUUGAAGGAGCUGCAUCCAGCAAGAUGAGGUUCUUGAAUGACUCAAUUGCUGGUGAUGAACCUUGUUUCUUGAGACCAAGUUUUGGACAAUGGGGGAACUUGAGAGACUUUAACAAACAAGAACAAGGCAGGCCAUGUCAAAGGCUUUGUGAACUAUUCUUACUGUAUUUAUAUAGUUCUGUGUUCGAUUUCAAGAGUCUCAAUAUGAAAGCUUUUUAUCUAUCAGUGUAUAGUAAGCUGCAUACUGUCUGGGUUAGCGUUGGAGGAUAGAUGGCAAAUAUUGUAGUCAGUUAUUCACAAGCAACAACAGAGUUUGACUUUAAGUAUGGGACUGUUCAUUUUGAAUUGCAGCCCUAUUUCUACUGUUUUGGCAUAUUUUAUAUGCAUUAGAAUACAUGGAGUGGUGUGUUUAGGGAAAGAUCUCUAAAUAUACACCCUAAAAUGUGCAAAUGUGGUCUCUCUUUGAAUCAUAUUUUUAUUAUAUUUUGUGAUGUUGUAUUAUAAUCUCAUUUCAGUACUGAAGACUGAGAAACUUCUCAUGCAUGAUUUUACUAUGUUAAAAACUACUGAACGCACAGAUAAAUUAACAAGGAGAAACUCUCAUAUGGUACCAGCAUUUAGAUUUAUUCUUUUAGAAAACUAAUGUCUAAAUUCUAUUUUAACUAGAUUACAAAACAGUUUAUCCUGUUUUUAAGAAAACAUUAAACAAAGGUUUAGUCUGUAGUUGUAUAAAGUGAUAUAAUCUGCUGGACAGACUUAAUUAGUAAUGUAAAACAUGAAGGAACUAGGAAAAGUAAAAAGUGUUGCAUGAUUUUUUUCUUUUUAUUAAUAAUGUUGAUAUUAUUUUCAUUGUAUUAAAUGCUGCAGAGAAUCUGUAUUGUUUGCACCUUGUAAUAUUUUGAAAUACCGGUUUUGUGAAGUAACUAAAUAUGAAGCUAUUUUUUUGUUUUUUAAUAAAUAUUUAUUUUG